AUGGAGAUGAUGUCUCUCCCCAAAAUGAAUCUGUCUUGUCUGCAACCUCACCUCCAUUUGAGCAGCAGGUCAUUAUUAGCAGCAGCUCAGGCGUUUCCAAGCAUAAGGAGCAGAACAACAUGCCGUGUUCGGUGCGGCUCAGCGAGAAGAAGACCAAGUAGGAAGAACAUGAUGCCUGAAAAGGCACAAGAACCAGUGGGUUUGGAGAGGCAUUGGAGACAUGCAGUGGUGGGUGGUGUCUCUGUAGGGUUGAUGAUGGCUUUGGUAAUGGGAAUGGAUGCAGAGAAGGCGAUGGCUUUGGGACCAGAAGGUCCUUUGAUGGAAGAGUUUUGGGACAACGUGAGAAGGUACGGUCUUUACGCACUCACGGUCAGCACGGGAGCUCUCUCGGCCGUCUUUGAGCCUAUCUACGAGCUCCUCAAGAACCCGAUCUCCGCCAUUCUCAUUUUGAUCAUAUUAGGUGGAAGCUUCUACAUCGUCUCCCAAGUUGUCUCCGCCAUGAUUGGUGUCAACGAAUUCGCUUAUGAUUACGGAUAUUGA
Molecule: messenger RNA, 540 nt
Organism: Arabis nemorensis
Lineage: Eukaryota; Viridiplantae; Streptophyta; Magnoliopsida; Brassicales; Brassicaceae
Source: the annotation of a GenBank genome assembly